Parnassius apollo (apollo) is the source of this 993-nucleotide messenger RNA. NCBI's taxonomy places the organism in Eukaryota, Metazoa, Arthropoda, Insecta, Lepidoptera, Papilionidae. The record is from the annotation of a GenBank genome assembly.
AUGAAGAAAGUAGUAUAUUACAAUGAAGGCUACUUGAUAACAGCUAAAAAUUUAAGAGAUUUCAAAGAUAAAUUUAUGUUUCUAUCAAUGGAGGAAGGUUGGAAACCGGAUGUCGAUUUUUUGCUUAUAUUCAAUGAAAUUGAAUUAUCAGAAAUAAAUGAUGUAUUUAAAAUUCUUCUGCAUUAUCAUGUUUAUAAAGUCUUGGUAAUAAAUGGAGCAAGUAAUACGAAUGUCUACACGUACAAUCCAUUUGAAAACUAUGGUUGUGGAAAGGUAUUUACUAGGACUAUAUCAUACGGAAAAUGUCUUGAAGCAAACAUAACAAAAUCAUUUUUUUACAAACCUGUAACAGGACUUAGAAAUUGCACAUUUAAUGUAGCUUUUUGUGACGCGAACCUAUACGUUAUUGCUCGUAAUAAUUAUCAGAAGAAAGGGAAACCUACCGGAGUAGAACCAUUCAUUAUGCAAAUUUUAACCGAAUUGGAACAAUUCAACGUCAAAUAUACAUACCAAUUUGAUCCUGAAGAAGGUUCUAUUAUAGGAGAUGAUAUGAUGGCUUAUGGUCCUAUAAGAUCCAUUCAGAAAGGUGAUGUUGACAUAAUGAUGGGGGGAUUGAUUUUGAAGCAUAAUAGAAUAUUAGCUUUUAGCUACUUAAAUGGAUACUAUACUUACAACGACGCACUCUCGUCUAUUCUCGUCACGGAACAAAACCCGGCAGUCCGAGUUUGGUACAUCAUACGCUUGAAAAUAUUUGAUGAUGCCGAGCUCGAGCGACUACGACGGGAGGCCAUUCCCUUAUUGAAUGAAUUGGCUAUGCCUGAGGAUGCAGCUGCUCAGGCGACAGACCAGCAUCCACACGUUGAAGCUGCCAUGGAUCUUCCAGUUGUGGUUGAUUCGGACGAGGAUGAAAUGGUCUCCCACGAACUAGAGCAAAUGAGGAGAAUAUUGAUAGAGGCGAUUUUGGAAACGCGCAGCAUAUCUCUCGAAAAUUGA